Messenger RNA from Trypanosoma theileri, 390 nucleotides. RefSeq lists its product as uncharacterized. The transcript has a single exon. The record is from RefSeq and is a predicted model, not a curated record. NCBI's taxonomy places the organism in Eukaryota, Euglenozoa, Kinetoplastea, Trypanosomatida, Trypanosomatidae. Bases 1 to 390 code for a protein of 129 amino acids.
AUGAGCGCUGAGCGACUGAAGGCGUUGCGUGAGUUGUCCACGCUGCUGAAGGAGAAGGCCGAGGUGCCGGCUGGAUUGUGGGAGGAGGCCGGCAUGCGGGUGGGCGCCCGCCUGAAGGACGUUGAGAAGGAGAUCGUUGCGUUGAAAAAGAGCGUGUCGGUGGGCAUCAAGACGCGGGCGGUGGAGGAGCAGCAGGCGGCCCUCGAGGAGGAGGCACGCCGUCAGGGCCUCAGCGUCGAGGAACUCCUCGGCAAACAGCAGGAGGAGCGCGAGUUCAACCUGCAGCUCAAGCGGGCUCGCGAACGGGCACGGGAGGAAGGACGCGUGAAGAAGGAAGUCCAGCGACAGACUGACAUGGGUGAUCACGAUCUGACCGUGGAUUACGUCUAA